CCACGGCGGCGGCGGCGGCGGCAGCGGCGGCGGCGCGAGCGGCGCCUCCGGGCCGGUGAAUCAUCCCGGCAGACACCGAGAGCCGCGGCAGCAGAGAGCAGCGCUGAAAAAUGGCUGAAGCGGGCACGGGCUUUCUGGAGCAGCUCAAGUCCUGCAUAGUUUGGUCUUGGACUUAUCUCUGGACCGUGUGGUUCUUCAUCGUGCUCUUCCUGGUCUACAUCCUGCGUGUGCCCUUGAAAAUCAACGACAACUUGAGCACAGUGAGCAUGUUUUUGAACACAUUAACACCGAAGUUCUACGUGGCUCUGACAGGCACUUCCUCACUAAUAUCAGGGCUCAUUUUGAUAUUUGAAUGGUGGUAUUUUCGCAAGUAUGGAACAUCAUUCAUUGAACAAGUGUCAGUAAGCCACUUGCGCCCCCUCCUGGGAGGGGUUGACAACAACUCCUCCAACAAUUCUAACUCCAGUAAUGGGGACUCAGAUUCCAACAGGCAAAGUGUCUCAGAAUGCAAAGUAUGGCGAAAUCCACUAAAUUUAUUUAGGGGCGCUGAAUAUAAUCGGUAUACUUGGGUGACAGGACGAGAGCCUCUGACUUACUAUGACAUGAAUCUCUCUGCCCAGGACCACCAGACGUUCUUUACUUGUGACUCAGACCACCUGCGUCCUGCAGAUGCAAUAAUGCAGAAAGCCUGGAGAGAGAGAAACCCCCAAGCUAGGAUUUCUGCAGCUCAUGAAGCCUUAGAGAUAAAUGAAAUUAGGUCCAGAGUUGAAGUUCCCCUAAUUGCUUCCUCUACCAUCUGGGAGAUAAAAUUGUUACCAAAGUGUGCAACUGCUUAUAUUCUCUUGGCUGAAGAGGAAGCAACAACCAUUGCUGAAGCAGAAAAGCUGUUUAAGCAGGCCCUGAAGGCUGGAGAUGGCUGUUACCGGCGUUCUCAGCAGCUACAGCAUCACGGAUCCCAGUAUGAAGCCCAACAUAGACGAGAUACCAACGUCUUGGUCUACAUCAAAAGAAGGCUAGCAAUGUGUGCCAGAAGACUCGGGAGGACCAGGGAAGCAGUGAAAAUGAUGAGAGAUUUGAUGAAGGAGUUCCCCUUGCUGAGCAUGUUCAACAUCCAUGAAAACCUUCUAGAAGCACUUCUGGAACUACAAGCAUAUGCUGAUGUUCAGGCAGUCUUAGCAAAGUAUGAUGAUAUAAGCUUACCAAAGUCGGCAACAAUAUGCUAUACAGCUGCCUUGCUCAAAGCAAGAGCUGUCUCUGACAAAUUCUCUCCCGAGGCUGCAUCUCGGCGGGGGCUGAGCACAGCAGAGAUGAACGCAGUAGAGGCCAUUCAUAGAGCUGUGGAAUUCAACCCUCACGUGCCAAAAUACCUACUAGAAAUGAAAAGCUUAAUUCUACCCCCAGAACAUAUCCUGAAGCGAGGGGACAGUGAAGCAAUAGCAUAUGCGUUCUUUCAUCUGGCGCACUGGAAGAGGGUGGAAGGGGCUUUGAAUCUUUUGCAUUGUACGUGGGAAGGCACUUUUCGGAUGAUCCCUUAUCCCUUGGAAAAGGGACAUCUGUUUUAUCCUUACCCAAUCUGUACAGAAACAGCAGAUCGAGAGCUGCUUCCAUCUUUCCAUGAAGUCUCAGUUUACCCAAAGAAGGAGCUUCCCUUCUUCAUCCUCUUCACUGCCGGAUUGUGUUCCUUCACAGCCAUGCUGGCCCUCUUGACACAUCAGUUCCCGGAACUCAUGGGGGUCUUUGCAAAAGCUAUGAUUGACAUUUUCUGCUCGGCAGAGUUCAGGGACUGGAAUUGCAAGAGCAUUUUCAUGCGUGUUGAAGAUGAACUGGAAAUUCCACCGGCACCUCAAUCUCAGCAUUUCCAAAACUGAACUCAUCACGCUCUUCCCCCACCACCAAAACCACCCCUCCUCCUGUAUUCCUGACCUCUGCCAUUGCCUCUGCCAUCCACCCAGUUACUCAAGCCAGAAGCGCAGCAGCCCUCCCAGGCUCCUCUCUCACUCUCCACACCCUACCUGUCUCAGCUUCCAGUCUGUCGGAUCUAACCUCCAAUGCUACUAGGCGUUCAGUAAAUGUAAUUCAUCCCUACUUAGCCCCUUCUCUCCCCAGAGCAUCUCUCUCAGUUUAGGUCUUGUUAUUUCUUGCUUGGACUCCUCUGCCAGAGUCUUAACUGGUCUCCUUGCUUCCAGUUCCAUCCCCUGCCAGUCCUUCUCUCGUACUGACACAAGAAUGAUCUUUCUAAAAUGCAAGUCUGAGCAUGUCACUUCCCUGCUUGAAUUUCUCCAAAGGUUUCCCACCAACUUCAGAAUAAAGUCCCAGAUCUUUAGCAAGGCAUGCAAGGUCCUUUACAAUCAUGCCUUGCUUGCCUCUUCAGCCUCAUCUCUCCCAGCUCUUGCAUAGACACUGCUCUUAGACCAUAGUGACUCACCACUCCCAGAUGCACAGGCUCUUGUACACCUCAGUGCCUUUGCACGUGCCUUUUGCUCUGCAUGGAACGCCCUUCCCUAUCACCACCUUGGCUUGUCCACUCUACUAACUCCUCUUCACUCUUUUACACUCAGCUUUCUAAGUUUCUCCCAAGCUGAGUUAGAGGUCUUUCCUCCGUGAUCCCACAGUAUUCUAUGAAUACCUAUAUUAUCACACUUAUUGUACUAUAAUUGUUAAAAACUUGUCCGUCCCCCUUUUAGAAUGUGAGCUCCUUGAGAGCAGGACUGUGUCUUCCUCAUCUCUGUAUCCCCAAAGCUUUGCACAGUGCCUUGCACGUAGUAGGUUUUCAAUAAAUGAUUAUUAAAUAAA
Molecule: messenger RNA, 2793 nt
Organism: Prionailurus viverrinus (fishing cat)
Lineage: Eukaryota; Metazoa; Chordata; Mammalia; Carnivora; Felidae
Gene: ST7
Product: suppression of tumorigenicity 7
Exons: 16
Coding region: 111-1868 (585 amino acids)
Source: RefSeq, a predicted model, not a curated record